AUGCCCUAUCCGACAGCUCCGUUUGCGGCAGAGCCUCCAGGGGGUGGCGCGCUCUCUCCGGCCUCUGCGUUUCCUCCCCCGUUUUUUCCGCCUUCGCCGCCCUCGCUCUCCUCGACUGCUUCCUCCCCCGCUUUGCCGUCGGCAGCCUCUCUCUGGCGCACUCGCAGUCUCAGCGCAGGUCCAGGGGAGCGUGCCGAAGCUGCGGCGCCGGCCGCGCGCGGAGCUCCCCCGGCGGCUGGAGAGGCGGCGGCGCGGCGCGGCAGCUGCGCAGGCGCGAGUGAGAAGAGGAGCGAGGAGGAAGAGCAGAGAGUCGGGGCUCUCGGUCCGGCGACGGAGCUCUACUUUCGGCUGAAGAAAAAGGGGUAUUUUGGCGGAGACCGCAGCGGACCGCCUGCCGGCUUCGACCACCUCGCGCUGAGCGCAGGUGCCCUCACUCCGGGCGUCGACGACAGCAGUUGCCCCCGGAGCGCGUCUCUUCCGUCGCAGGCGUCCGACUCGCUCCAGCGGAGUCCCGACCAAGCAAGAGACGAGGCUCCCGCGCCGUGCGCCUGCGCGCCGCUGCGGAAUCCGGCUUCCUUCUCGGCGACCGCGACCCCCGGCGCGCACCUAAAGGCAGACAGCAUGCAGAGCGGCUGUGGGGGGCCUGCUGCGUCGGUCUCUUCCUCCUGGCCGCAGGCCGCAGGAGGGCUCCCGCCCAGCGCCUCCUGCUCGUCCUGUGCGUCGUGCGCCGCCGCCGCCGCGCCUGCUGCGUCGCGCUGCUGGAGCGGCGCCCUAAACGUUAAGCUCGAAGCGAAGGCGCCGCGCGGCGCGGGCGACGUGCACCAGUCGGUUUCGCCGUCUUCGAAGGAGAACCUGCUCCCAUCGCUCUGCGCCGCUGCGCGCCCUGCGUCGCCGUUCCUUCCUCUCUUCGCGGCCGGCUCGCGGGCGUCUCAGCUGGGGUGGCCUCCGCAGGGGAGUGCCGAAAGGCUCCACGCCGCGCUGCCUUCCGCGCACGCGCUCGCGCCUCUCUCUCUCCACGCCCGCCCCGCGGGACUCGUGGGCUGGGACGGCGGCAGAGCGGGAGGCAGCCGGGAGGAGAUUCUGUUCUUCCGCGAGCUACCCGUGAAGGUGAAGAGUGGCUCAGACCGAGACAGCUUCGUCUGCCCGCUCACGCUGAAGCUCUCCGUCUCCGGCGGCUCGCAAGGCACAGGCUUCCAGCAAGUGCUUCGCGUGGAGCUCACGGACCGGCAGAAUCUGUUCGUUCACUACAGCGCGGAAGUCGGAGAGACAGAUUUUUCGCGCAUGCGGAGCGAGCAGCGCCUUCUCAUCGACUUCCAAGCGUUUCCCGCCAAGUUUGUCGAGCUCCUCGAGGAGUGUGCCUUCUGCCCCGCCAGCGAGGGCUCAGCCCAGAGACUCGCGGCGAUAUUCACGUGCCCCGGUUUCUGCGGCUCGAGCGUCCCAGCGGCCUCCUCCUUCCCGCCGGAAGGCGCAGGCGACGGCCGCAAGGCGCCUUUCUUUUCUGAUUUCCCCCGAAACGGCGAGAACUGCAGCCCUGGCAAGAUGAGCGCCGUCGCGACGGCGGGCGGUGAGGCGUGGCUGAGCCUCGUGGAGCUAAACUUGUUCAAAGAGCUGACGCAUCUCUCGCUCCGGCUGAGAAAGAGCUCAGACGACACACUUAAACUCCACCUGGCGCAGCAACUCGCAGCUUUCCAGGAUUUCAGUUCAGCGAAGAUGGAAGAGGUUGCUUUGCUGCAGAAGCAACGCGCGCACCUCCAGGAGCAACUCGCGGGGCUCGCGAACCUCUUCGAAGCCUCGCAGGCGGAAACCGCGCGGCUCUUCGAGGAGACGAAGGAGAAGCACGAGGAGAGCCUGAAAAAGGCGUUGGCGGCGCAAGGCGCGGAGGCGGAAGAAGUUCUGCGGCGGCUCGGGGCGGAGCAGCGCGAGCGGGAAGAAAAACACGCGAUAGAGAAGGAGGAAAUCAAGCAAAAAGUGGAGAAAUCUGAGCAAGAGCUUCUCCUGGCGUCGGGUCGCACCGCGGCGCUGGAGGCGGAGCUGAAGGAGCUGCGGGCGGCGUACGAAGACGCCAAGAGCCAAGUCGGGCGCGUGGUCUGGCGCUGCGGCGAAGUGGAGGGCCGUGAGAGACAGGAGCGCGAAGGGCGCUGCCUCCUCGAGCAGAGGGCUGACGAGCUGAAGGAAGAAGUAACGAAGUUGAAGGAACGCGACGCCGCGAGCGCCACCAUCCUCAAGGAGAGGGAAACGCUGCUCAGCGAACUGCAGGAACAAAAGGUGGCGUUGCAAGAGCGGCUGAAGCAGCAGAAGGAGCGCGAAGGGCAACUUGAGGAGGAGCUCAACACAGCCAUUCAAGAAAUUCACCGGGGCAACGAAAUCAUCGCGAAGCUGCAGCAGCAAAUUCGCACGUUCAAGGCGAAGCAGAAGGCGAGAAGCGCGGACUGCCAGGCUCUGGAGAAGGACGUGGCGGCCUUGACGCUCAAGAGUGCGUCGCUGCAGCAGCAGUUGGAGCACCAGCGCGCGGAGGAGCGGCAGAAGGCGGAGCAGGCAGCUGCCCUCGCUCAGCAGUGCGAACACCUCUGCCAAGAAAUUAGCCAACUUCAGGAGGAGCUUGCUGCGGCGAAGGACGUGAACCUUCGCCUGAACAAGGAGCUGACGACGCGGCAGUUGGAGACCUACAUGAGCCGCUACAGCUCCGCGCGCGGGCCUUCCGCAGCCGCCUCCGCCUUCUCUUCGUUCUCCGCCGCGCCGACGCGGAGCUUCGGUCAGGGCGGCGCUCCGGGCGAGCGAGACGGGGCGGCGCGGUCCCACGAAGAGGCGGCAGUCUUCGCGUCGAUUCCCACCUCUGUCGCGGCGCAGUCCACGCUCUCGGCGCUCUCGAGGAUCUCGCGGGCCGACGACGGAGCGACAGGAUCUUUCGAUGCUGCAAAAAAGACAGACGCGCGCCUGAGCGGCGGCCUCGGAUGGCCGUCCCCCUCGCCGCGCACGCUUCUGGCUUCUGUGGAGAAACGCGAAGACAGCGAGGACGCGCAGGCCGACGCGGAGGGCGCGCCGCACGCGCGCCCGACCGGCGUCUCCGGGCCUGGAGCCCGAGGAGACACCCUGUCUCCGCGGUCGCUCGCGCCCGCGCCGCCGCAGGGAGACACCUUCGCCGACCGGCUCCGCGCGACCAGCUCGGCCGCGGCGCCCAGACACUGA
Messenger RNA from Besnoitia besnoiti, 3186 nucleotides. RefSeq lists its product as uncharacterized. Lineage: Eukaryota; Apicomplexa; Conoidasida; Eucoccidiorida; Sarcocystidae. Gene Ontology annotation, biological process: centriole replication. The transcript is spliced from 11 exons. The coding region runs from base 1 to 3186 and encodes 1061 amino acids. Gene Ontology annotation, cellular component: centriole. The record is from RefSeq and is a predicted model, not a curated record.